Messenger RNA from Dalotia coriaria, 1514 nucleotides. RefSeq names its product adenosine deaminase-like protein. Gene Ontology annotation, molecular function: adenosine deaminase activity. The coding region runs from base 339 to 1370 and encodes 343 amino acids. Gene Ontology annotation, biological process: adenosine catabolic process; inosine biosynthetic process. The record is from RefSeq and is a predicted model, not a curated record. The transcript has 4 exons. NCBI's taxonomy places the organism in Eukaryota, Metazoa, Arthropoda, Insecta, Coleoptera, Staphylinidae.
AACUCCUGCAUCAAUAACAAAUUGUAUAACACAAGAAGAUUCAAUUACUCCAGUGUUCAAUUGUGUGCCACAAAUCAGAAAUCACUACCAUACAUAAUUCAACAAGCAGAAGUCGAAUUCGAGGUUAGGAUUUAAUAAAACCGGUUGCUUAAGUUUCCGCAUGCUCACGCCGUUUAGCGACUCAACGAAUUCAACAAGCAACGGUCGAAACAGGAACCAAAGAUACGAACACAUGAGGGUCACUGUGUGAACGGGAGAACCUGUUAUUUGAAUCUGCUUUUGCAUGUUUACAUUCCCAGCAUUGUGAUUCUCGAGUUCUGUGUAGAUUAACAAAACCUAUGGUUACCAUGGAGGAAUUCUGCAAAUCUCUACCGAAAAUUGAGCUGCAUGCACAUUUAAAUGGCUCUUUAAGCACAGAAACUCUUGCUUCCCUGGGCACACUUCAAUCAAAUGUACAAGAAUACCAAAAACUCACAACAAUACUAACUAAAUCCCACAGGACACUUGAUGAAUGUUUUCAACUUUUUAAUGUGGCUCACCAAGCCACAAAUAAUGUCCAUGCUGUAUAUCAGGCAACACAGAGUGUGAUUAAAGAGUUUCAUGAUGAUGGUGUAAUAUAUUUGGAGCUUCGUACCACACCUAGAGAAGAAACAAAUAUGAGUAGAAAGGAUUACAUUCAGAGUGUUGUGAAAGCAAUACAAAAUUCAUGUAAUGAAUUAUCUAUUAUUGUAAAACUCAUAUUGUGUUUGGAUAGAAAAUUUGAUGCUGAUUUGAGUAGAGAAGUUAUGAAUUUGAUAAUUGAGAUGCAUCAGGCACAUCCAGAUGUAAUUGUUGGUGUAGACUUGUGUGGAAAUCCAAAAAUUGGUAACUUUUCAAAAGAGGAAUUUGUAAGAGCAAGAAAUGCAGGGUUAAAAGUUACACUGCAUUGUGCAGAGGUAAAGAGUGAUAGUGAAGAGUGGGAUAUUUUGGAGUUUCAACCCGACCGUUUGGGCCAUGGAACUUUUCUUCAUCCAGAAAAAGGCAACAAUGAAAAAACAUUUAACAUAGAUAUGCUGAAAAACAUUCCAUUGGAAAUCUGUCUUAGUUCAAACAUCAUCUGUGGCACAGUAGAUGAUUACUCCAAGCAUCACAUCAACAAGUGGAUGGAACAUAAACUGCCAUUUUGUUUAUGUACUGAUGACAAAGGCGUGUUCAUGUGUGACUUGUCCAAGGAAUAUCUCCUGGCCCAUCAACACUACAACCUCUCUGCUGAAGACCUGUAUAAUGUAAGUAUCAAAACCAUAGAAUAUAUUUUCUCAAACGACGAAAUCAAGCAACAAUUGCGGGUAAAAUUCGCAGAAUGGAAAGCACAAAAUUUUCUAAACAAAUAAUGGUUUUAUUUACAAAUACAAAAAAAUAAUACGUAAACAAUUCGAAAUAAGAAUACACAUAAUGCUGGUUUUUUAGUCAAUUAUGAACAUUUCAUAAAUACUUAACAACUAAUGGUAAUAAAAAAUAAAGUAUGUUGAAAAGCA